Molecule: messenger RNA, 1194 nt
Organism: Chaetura pelagica (chimney swift)
Lineage: Eukaryota; Metazoa; Chordata; Aves; Apodiformes; Apodidae
Gene: LRRC58
Product: leucine rich repeat containing 58
Exons: 4
Coding region: 1-720 (239 amino acids)
Molecular function (GO): protein binding
Source: RefSeq, a predicted model, not a curated record
AUGAACCUCUCCUUCAUGAGUCCUCACGAGUUCCGGAGCUGCUCCAGCCUGGGCUCCCCACAGACUCGCAGGCUCUUUCGGGAACAAACUCCCCUGGUGCUGAGUUUAGAGUUUCUGUACCUUGGAGGGAAUUUCAUUACUUCAAUUCCACCUGAAUUAGCAAACUUGCCUUCUCUAAGCUAUCUAGUUCUGUGUGACAACAAGAUCCAGAGCAUUCCACCUCAGCUGGCACAGCUGCAUUCCCUGCGUUCCCUUAGCCUGCACAACAACCUGCUGACUUACCUUCCCCGGGAGAUCCUUAACCUGGUUCACCUGGAAGAGCUGAGCUUGCGUGGGAACCCACUGGUGGUUCGGUUUGUCCGUGACCUGACCUACAAUCCCCCAAGCCUUCAGGAACUGGCAGGACGCACAAUUAAAACUCGCAGUGUUCCCUUCGCUCCCAGUGAUCUCCCAGAGAAUCUUGUCCGGUAUCUGAGCUUGGCCAGCAACUGCCCCAACCCUAAAUGUGGGGGUGUCUACUUUGACAGCUGCGUCAGACAAAUCAAGUUUGUUGACUUCUGUGGGAAGUAUCGCAUCCCGCUGAUGCACUACCUGUGCUCCCCAGAGUGCUCCUCUCCCUGCAGCUCUGCCUCCCAGAGCUCCACUUCCCAGAGCGAGUCUGACUCCGAGGAUGAAGCCAGUGUUGCUGCACGCAGGAUGGCGAAAGUCCUUCUGGGUUAACUGGGAGCGAGAGGGGAAGACUGGAAGGAAUGUGUGUUUGAAGAGCAACAAUGGAACAACGAAGCAUGAGACUCUGGCCUGAAGGGCUCAUGAGAAACUGUCCUCAAGUCCAUGUAAAGGGCAGAACAUCUUAGCAAGCCUAGACUUGCUUGGUGCAGUGCUACUUAGGAGAACUAGCUCAGUAGCAUACUGCCUGUAGGGUGCCUGGGGUUGUUAGAAACCUCUGCUGUCCUGGAGACAGCCCCCCUCCCUCCUCCAGGCUGGGGAGGGGGAUUUGUUCUCACUGGCGGAUUGAGAAGGGUUUUAAUGUAUGACGCUUCACUGGGCUUCAGUCAUCCUGCAGAGUAAAGGAGACUGUCCAGAUCUUUUAACACUGUGGUAAAUCAGAAACAGGCUAAUGAUGCCAUGUGAGUAUGUAUGGACCCCAAUAUUUUAUAUAGCAUUUUGAUUCUUUGCUGUCUCCUUUGAUUUCAG